Mandrillus leucophaeus (drill) is the source of this 4930-nucleotide messenger RNA. RefSeq names its product neural precursor cell expressed, developmentally down-regulated 9 (gene NEDD9). Gene Ontology annotation, molecular function: protein binding. Lineage: Eukaryota; Metazoa; Chordata; Mammalia; Primates; Cercopithecidae. Bases 167 to 3085 code for a protein of 972 amino acids. The record is from RefSeq and is a predicted model, not a curated record. Gene Ontology annotation, cellular component: plasma membrane; cytoplasm. The transcript is spliced from 10 exons. Gene Ontology annotation, biological process: cell migration; cell surface receptor protein tyrosine kinase signaling pathway.
ACAACAGUGAGCUCAGAGACUUUGGGGAGGCGCUGCGACUGACAAGCGGCGCUGCCCGGGACCUUCUCGAUUUCCUCUAGCGCUGCACUCAAUGGAGGGGCGGGCACCGCAGUGCUUAAUGCUGUCUAACUAGUACAGGAAAACGGCUCAACUCAACGCCGCCGAAAUGAAGUAUAAGAAUCUUAUGGCAAGGGCCUUAUAUGACAAUGUCCCAGAGUGUGCCGAGGAACUGGCCUUUCGCAAGGGAGACAUCCUGACCGUCAUAGAGCAGAACACAGGGGGACUGGAAGGAUGGUGGCUGUGCUCCUUACAUGGUCGACAAGGCAUUGUCCCAGGCAACCGGGUGAAGCUUCUGAUUGGUCCUGUGCAGGAGACCACCUCCAGUCACGACCAGCCUGCCUCUGGACUGAUGCAGCAGACCUUUGGCCAACAGAAGCUCUAUCAAGUGCCAAACCCACAGGCUGCUCCCCGAGACACCAUCUACCAAGUGCCACCUUCCUACCAAAAUCAGGGAAUUUACCAAGUCCCCACUGGCCAUGGCACCCAAGAACAAGAGGUAUAUCAGGUGCCACCAUCAGUGCAGAGAAGCAUUGGGGGAACCAGUGGGCCCCACGUGGGUAAAAAGGUGAGUAAAGCUAAGAAAGCACUUCAUCCUGGAACUCAUUGUUUUCUGCCCAUUUCCCCCUAUUUAAUCCUACUGGAUUUUGCAGAAGACAUUUUAGGCCUGGUGUCUCUGGACACGACAACCACCUUCAGAGCAGGCACCGAGUUCUGCCUCCGGGUUUGCUGCCCAAUGCUGCGUCAAAUGAAAGUGACCCAAGAGCGCCACUGCUCCACUUCUGAGCGUCCAGUUGUGACUGUUUCCUCGCUGGGGAAAGAAGCUGGCUGUGAUUUAGAUGUGGCUAGCAAAAGGUUUGCUUCUGGCAUAAAAUCAGGCAUCAGAACGACUUCGAAAGAAACUUCUCAUGAACGAGCCUAUCACACAUCCCCAGAACUAAAGCUAGCGUAUGUUCCUUCUGAUGUCAAGACUGAAGUUCGGCAGUUCUGGGAGGUGGAACGAGGAGAGAUCGUAGGAAGGUUUUUGUGUACUUAUGUCAAGCAGCAAGAAAAAGCCUUAAUGAACCACAAAACUGGAGACUUUGUAUACGACAUCCCUCCCUCAUCAGUGAAAGGCCCUGUGUUUUCAGUUCCAGUGGGAGAGAUAAAACCUCAAGGGGUGUAUGACAUCCCGCCUACAAAAGGGGUAUAUGCCAUUCCACCCUCUGCUUGCCGGGAUGAAGCAGGGCUUAGGGAAAAGGACUAUGACUUCCCCCCUCCCAUGAGACAAGCUGGAAGGGCAGACCUCAGACCUGAGGGGGUUUAUGACAUUCCCCCAACCAGCGCCAAGCCAGCAGGAAAGGACCUUCAUGUAAAAUACAACUGUGACAUUCCAGGAGCUGCAGAACCCGUAGCUCGACGGCACCAGAGCCUGUCCCCGAACCACCCACCCCCGCAACUGGGACAGUCAGUGGGCUCUCACAACGACGCAUAUGAUGUCCCCCGAGGCGUUCAGUUUCUUGAGCCACCAGCAGAAACCAGUGAGAAAGCAAACCCCCAAGAAAGGGAUGGUGUUUAUGAUGUCCCUCUGCAUAACCCGCCGGACGCUAAAGGCUCUCGGGACUUGGUGGAUGGGAUCAACCGAUUGUCUUUCUCCAGUACAGGCAGCACCCGGAGUAACAUGUCCACGUCGUCCACCUCCUCCAAGGAGUCCUCACUGUCAGCCUCCCCAGCUCAGGACAAAAGGCUCUUACUGGAUCCAGACACAGCUAUCGAGAGACUUCAGCGGCUUCAGCAGGCCCUGGAGAUGGGUGUCUCCAGCCUAAUGGCAUUGGUCACCACCGACUGGCGGUGUUACGGAUAUAUGGAAAGACACAUCAACGAGAUACGCACGGCGGUGGACAAGGUGGAGCUGUUCCUGAAGGAGUACCUCCACUUUGUUAAGGGAGCUGUUGCAAAUGCUGCCUGCCUCCCAGAACUCGUCCUCCACAACAAGAUGAAGCGGGAGCUGCAGCGAGUCGAAGAUUCCCACCAGAUUCUGAGUCAAACCAGCCACGACUUAAAUGAGUGCAGCUGGUCCCUGAAUAUCUUGGCCAUCAACAAGCCCCAGAACAAGUGUGACGAUCUGGACCGCUUUGUGAUGGUGGCAAAGACGGUGCCCGAUGACGCCAAGCAGCUCACCACAACCAUCAACACCAACGCAGAGGCCCUCUUCAGACCCGGCCCUGGCAGCUUGCGUCUGAAGAACGGGCCGGAGAGCAUCAUGAACUCAACGGAGUACCCACACAGUGGCUCCCAGGGGCAGCUGCUGCAUCCUGGUGACCACAAGGCCCAGGCCCACAACAAGGCACUGCCCCCAGGCCUGAGCAAGGAGCAGGCCCCUGACUGUAGCAGCAGUGAUGGUUCUGAGAGGAGCUGGAUGGAUGACUACGAUUAUGUCCACCUACAGGGUAAGGAGGAGUUCGAGAGGCAACAGAAAGAGCUAUUGGAAAAAGAGAAUAUCAUGAAACAAAACAAGAUGCAGCUGGAACAUCAUCAGCUGAGCCAGUUCCAGCUGUUGGAACAAGAGAUUACAAAGCCCGUGGAGAAUGACAUCUCGAAGUGGAAGCCCUCUCAGAGCCUACCCACCACAAAUGGCGGCGUGAGUGCGCAGGAUCGACAGUUGCUGUGCUUCUACUAUGACCAAUGUGAGACCCAUUUCAUUUCCCUUCUCAAUGCCAUUGACGCGCUCUUCAGUUGUGUCAGCUCAGCCCAGCCCCCGCGAAUCUUCGUGGCACACAGCAAGUUUGUCAUCCUUAGUGCACACAAACUGGUGUUCAUUGGAGACACACUGACACGGCAGGUGACUGCCCAGGACAUUCGCAACAAAGUCAUGAACUCCAGCAAUCAGCUCUGCGAGCAGCUCAAGACUAUAGUCAUGGCGACCAAAAUGGCCGCCCUCCAUUACCCGAGUACCACGGCCCUGCAGGAAAUGGUGCACCAAGUGACAGACCUUUCUAGAAAUGCCCAGCUGUUCAAGCGCUCUUUGCUGGAGAUGGCAACGUUCUGAGAAGAAAAAAAGAAGAAGGGGACUGCGUUAAUGGUUACUAAGGAAAACUGGAAAUACUAUCUGGUUUUUGUAAAUUAUCUAUUUUUGUAGAUAUUUUAUAUGAAAAUGGAAUAUUUUAACAUUUUAAGGGUUAGACAACUUUCAGAAAUUCAGGGAGCUGGAGAGGGAAAUCUUUUUUUCCCCCGAGUGGUUCUUAUGUAUACAUAGAAGUAUCUAAGACAUAAACUGUACAGAGACUUGUCCACGUUCUUUUGUAUGCCUGUGUAUUCAUGUUUGUUUGUAGAUGUUUGUCUGAUGCAUUUCAUUAAAAAAAAAAUGAAUUAAGAAGCACCUUAGUAAGCACCUUCUAAUGCUGCAUUUUUUUGUUGUUGUUAAAAACAUACCAGCCGGUUAUAAUAUUGUUCUCCAUGUCCUUGUGAUUCUGAGCCUGGCACUCCCAAAUCUGAGAAGUAUAGUAUAUUUGCAAAUGUUCACCUUCCAAAUCAUGAGACAUAGCACGACUUAUUCUUGUUUUGAAAACUCUUUUCAAAAUUGAUCAUCUUAAACACAUGAUGGCCAAGUGCCCAAAGGCCCUUUUGCAGAGCAAAUUUCAGAAUAUGUAUGUGAAUCCAAGCUCUGACAGUUCAGGUGCUGGAGGGAGGAGAGACCUGUGUGUUUAGAGGCCAGGACCACAGUUAGGAUUGGAUUGUUUCAAUACUGAGAGACAGCUGCAAUAAAAGGAGGGCAAUUGCCUCCCUGGGGCUGUUCGAUCUUCUGCAUUUGUGAGUGAUUCAGUCAUGAGGUUUUCCAAAAGAUGUUUUUAGAGUUGUAAAAACCAUAUUUGCAGCAAGGAUUCAAAAAGGCGUAUCAGACUAUGAUUGUUCACCAAAACAGGGGAAUGCUUUGAUCCGCCAGUUACAAGUAGAGGCCUUUCUGACUCUUAAUAUUCACUUUGGUGCUACUACCCCCAUUACCUGAGGGAAACUGGCCAGGUCCUUGAUCAUGGAACUACAGAGCUACCAGGAUGUAUCCUGCUCUCUAAGGGAAUUUAUUGCUGUCUUGCACCUUCUUUAAAACUCACAUAUGCAGACCUGACACUCAAGAGUGGCUAGCCACACAGCGUCCAUCUAAUUUUUACAAUUUCCUGUGGCCGAUGUGUAUAACCCCUACCACUAUCUCACAGGUAGCCACAGUAUCCAUUCUAUAGUCCGUCUCCUCACACCUGUUAGUAUUGACAUAGCACAAACACCACAAGCCAUCAUGUUCUUCAUGGGGCAAGCGAAAUACUUCUACCCCAUGGGUAAAUGUAUUUACAUAUUACCAAGAGAAAAAGCACAUUAUCUAUGAUCUUUUGGUCUAAUUCUUAUUUAGCAUUUUUAUUCCAGCCUAUUUGGAAACAUGUUUUUAAUUGCAAUAUAUGCCUGACUGAAUUAAGCUUGCUUGUUUUAAACAACCAAAUCAUUGGAACAGAAAAGGAUUUAAAAAACAAGAAUGCAUCUCAGUGAUUAAAAAAAAAUCAGUGGAAAUAAAUGAUCAUAGAAGGUGCUUUUCAAAACCACUACUAUUACAAUUCUCAAAGUCCUACUCUGCCAAAAGAAGACUAAAAGUCAUAAGUUACAUGACAAGGAAAUGUUUAUGUGGGAAGAGGGUUGCUGAAAAUCAACAACACUUGAAGUUUAAAGUGCGUCUUUGUAGAUUUCAUUGUAUAAUGUGUAUUUCUUAGAAGAUGGCUGACUUGAUUGAUCUAUGCUAAGUAGAGACAUUUCACAUUUUUAAAACCAAAAUGUUCAAUCUGUAUUACUCUUUGCCAUCUUGUAUAUAGAGGCUAUUUUUAAAUCAUUAAAUUUUUAGAUCUCUGUUUUCAUA